CCUUAACAAUCUUGGACCUAACCAACCUAUGUAUUUAACCAACCCAACCAACGAAGGUAACGAGUACUCGCCAAUCAGGGACAGAGUAGGUCGGGCCAAGCCUUCGCCAUCCUAGGAAAACCAUAAGAAAACUAGUUUGCGACCACGUCGACGCUACAUCCGGUUUGUGAGGUCAGUCCCUGUUUUGCCGCCAUAUUGCAGCGAGGACAGUUCAAAUAAAAGAGUAGUAGAAAAUGCCAGACUUUUGUGCUGUGGUUGGAUGUUCUAAUGGAAGAAAUGCCAAAACCAAGCAGCAGGGAAUAACAUUUCACAGGUUCCCAAAAGAUAAGGUUAAAAGACAUGCAUGGACAGUAGCACUGAGGAGAAGGGACUUUGAGCCACAUUACCGCUCAGUUGUCUGUAGCUGUCACUUCAAGCCUGAAGACUUAGACAUGACUGGACAGACAACUCGUUUAAGGGAAGGAGCAAUCCCGUCAUUUCCUGGCCAUCUUAGCAAAGUGCCCAGUAGGUCUAUACCCAGGUUAAGCAGGACCUCGCAAAAAGCUGCCGCAGAAUGUCUUGAUGUUCCCAUUCAGCUGUCAGAGGACCUUCAGAAGUCAAACUCUGAUCAUCAGUAUGCCCUUGACCCGGUUAAAGUAAAAAAAAAGUUAACUGCGGCUCAGGAGAAAGUGGAGGAAUUGCAACGGGACUUAAGAAAUGCCAAGGAUCGGGAAAGAAGGAAUAAGAAGACAGUGAAAUCACUGCAAGAGGAUUUAAAACACAAAAAUAUACUUACCAAGGAACUGCAGCAGAAACUUGACUUCCAUUCUGGUAUCUGUCUGUGACUGGUUUAUUAUCAACAUUGACACAUAACCCUGAUGAUAGCAGAGCUGCUGUGUGCACAGUCUGCUUCAGCCAGGACCACUUGGAGUUCUAAUUUCACUUCAUCAGGGCCUCAGGUGGAUGGAACAACAACCUGAGUGUGGUUCACUACCAGAGUGCAUUCCAUCAUCUCAUGAUCUGAUGCAGCAUUUCUCAAAGAAACACAGGAUGGCAAAGUUGGUACGUCCCUGGUCCUUAAAUUGCAUCCACAUUUCUUUCACUUGCUUCCCUUCCUUGCGUCUUAGUCCACCCCUCCACCAAGGAAGCAGGAGAGACACGAGGAAAUCAUGCGAGGAGAGAGGAAACUAGGAAAUGUGUUUUUAGAGAAAUUAAACAUUCUUUCCUCUGAUGCCUAACUUCGUCAGCUGUAUGGGUGUAGUAAGCUGCACGGCUUCCGGGAAGGCUAUUCUUGUGUAGAAUUAGGGUUCAUAGCUCCUCCUCGGUCCUCUGUCCUCGCUUCUCGGGGCAGGAGUAAGAGCUUUGAGAUGGCCUUCAAGAACGUGGACCAGAAAGACUUCCGGUUUAAGCUAGGAGCGAGGAAUUAUCAAAUAAGAGAUUUGGGAUCCACCCAGUGUCUGUCAACUGUGGCCAUGUCAUCUGUAGUAGUGCCAUCUGAGGACUCUGACACUGCAUUGAUCCUCUUCAUUUGAGAAUGUCACUAGUGUGUGUUGGACCACAGCUACCUGCCCACUAGCUUUGGGUGCCUAACCAAGAAUGCUCUGGUUGAUAUUGCAAGUUAUGAAGCAGUUUUCAUGUGUUGUAUGCUGUAACAGUUUCAUUAACACAUCUGUUACAGUAACAGCAGCUGUUUGUGAUAGCUACCACCUGCUAACCUUGGAAAACAAUAAAGGACCAACGAUUCCA
Molecule: messenger RNA, 1725 nt
Organism: Etheostoma cragini (Arkansas darter)
Lineage: Eukaryota; Metazoa; Chordata; Actinopteri; Perciformes; Percidae
Product: THAP domain-containing protein 2-like
Exons: 6
Coding region: 234-824 (196 amino acids)
Source: RefSeq, a predicted model, not a curated record